Molecule: messenger RNA, 321 nt
Organism: Linnemannia hyalina
Lineage: Eukaryota; Fungi; Mortierellomycota; Mortierellomycetes; Mortierellales; Mortierellaceae
Source: the annotation of a GenBank genome assembly
AUGUGGAAUGUGUCGGAUCUCCUCCGCGGCAUCACCCCCUUGAGCAUGUUGACUGAAUGGUCCGCGGUCUUCCGGACCCCAAUGUCCAUCGCCAAGACAGUCCUUCACAAGUUUGUUGGCUACCUGGAGGCGCAGGCCUCGGAGCUGAUCUGGAAACCUCGGUGCUCCGCGACGAUCGCGUGGGAGCAGACCCAGGGCAUCUCUGCCAAGGACAAGACAUCCAAGUACACAGGCCCCCGAGCAGCGACAAUUGUUGCGCAGAGCCAGGUUCUGGACCGGACUGCGACUGGUGGAUGGUGCACUGAAGAGUUUGGUCUGUAG